AUGAUGGUUCAGACAUUCGUUACCUUACUUUCUUUAUUCGUAUGUGUUAACUCUGCAUUGAUUCCUGCUCAAUUACUUAACCGCGAUGAUCCUAGCCCAGUAAUAGCUCCAGCCCCCUCAAUCCCAUCAUGUGCAAUUCCAUGCAUUGCAUCAGCAGUAGCCGCCGAAACGAGUUGUGGUGCCACGGAUUUAGCAUGUCGGUGUGAUCCUGGCAAUGCUAGUUUGAUCCAAGGAGUAGCCACAGGCUGUGUACUUCAGGCUUGUGGAAUCCAGGAAGCUCUUCAGGUCCUAGAUGAUGCUACUGCAGAAUGUUCCUCUGUGCUUGCAGCUGGAAAUGCUGGUGCGGCUUCUUCUUCGGCAGCCCCUUCAGCAAUAACAUCCGCGGCCCCAACUUCGGCUCCUACUAGCCUAUUGGCAGCUCCAUCAUCUGUCCCUACUACUUCUCCCAUUGAUCCCAGUCCCCCAUUUGCUGUUCCUUCAUCAGUUGCGGGCUCGCUUCCCUCCUCAGUACCAAAUACGUCAUCAAAUGCCACAUUCAUUAUCCCUGCUUGUGCGGAUAGUUGCAUUCAGAAUGCAAUUGGAUCCACUCCUUGUGGACUCACGAACAUUACUUGUCAAUGUGAGAAAAGUAAUGCGGAGACUAUUCAGGCUGCUACUGUUUAUUGUAUAGCUGCAAAUUGCGGAGAAAAUGGGGAUUCUGUUGCUAUUGAAAUCAAUAGAUCACAAGUUGACAACUGUACCGCACUAACGACUCCCUACAAUUCAUCGUCAUCAAUCACAGGCUCAGUAACAGCCAACGGACCAACACAAAUAAGUCUUACCGGCAACCCAUCCGGUAUAUCUACAGCACUACCUCCUUGCGGGCCACCUAUUCCAGGUUAUUCAGCAGCACCCACGGAUCCAGGUAGUGUUGGAACUGGUCCAUCAUACUAUGGAUAUCCAACACUGUCGAACCCGAUUAAUCCUCCUGGAUCACCAACUUCAGGUGCUGGAGAUCCACCUGGAAUUGCAUCUAGCACGCCGACUGAUCCGGGCUCGGCUUCUUCAACUAAUAUCAGUGUGGAUCCAUCAGGAGGUUCUGGAUCUAUACCCACUGAUCCUAGUUCUCCAACAAGUGGUGGAUCUUUCCCAUCAGGAGCUGGGUCUAGCACACCUACAGAUCCAGGGUCAGCGUCUUCGACCAAUGCCAGUGCUGAUCCAUCGGGAAUUAUAUCUAGCACGCCUACUGAUCCAGGAUCAGCUUCUUCAACUAGUGUGACUGCAGACCCAUCAGGAGGUUCCGGAUCUAUAGCCACUGAUUCUAGUUCUCCAGCAAAUGGUGGCUCUUUCCCAUCAGGCGGUUCAACUCCUGUCGACCCAGGAUCUACACCUACUGAUCCUAGCUCCCCAACAAGCAGUGGUUUUCUUCCAUCAGGCGGUUCAACUCCUGUAGAUCCAGGAUUAGCCUCUUCAACCAACGCAAGCGCAGACCCAUCCGGGACUUCUGGAUCAUCAUCGACUAUCCCAAGUUCGCUCCCUUCUGACAGUUCUUCAACCCCUACAGAUCCAUCAGGAGGCAUAGAUCCUCCCGGAGCAGCUUCUAGCACGUAUCCUUCAGACCCAUCUGGAACUUCGAGCACUCCUCCAAGUGGAAAUGGUGGACCAAGUUAUGGAUAUGGAUAUGGAUAUGGUAGUUAUUAUCCUUCUAGCAUACCCACGCCUACUGGAAAUGGAGGUGAUUCAAGUGAUCCAUCGGGAAGUGGUGGUGUUUCGGCAUCUUCUUCAGCCACAGGGGCGAUUUCUUCGAGUAGUCAGUCGAUUGGAGCGUCUACCACUUCUGAGGGUGAUUCUUCGAGUCCAAGUACUUCUGCUGGAGAUCCUUCCUCGCCAACUAUUCCUAGUGGGGAUCCGUCUUCCCCAAGUAGAACCGGUGGAGAUCCUUCCCCACCAAGUCCAACCAACAGUGAUCCAUCUUCACCCACAGCCUCGAGCGGGCUAAACGACCCCUCCGGAUCUCCCUCCGGAACUGAUCCCUCUUCUUCUACACCCUCCAAUUCAAACAAUCCCGCUCCACCACCACCACCACCGCCACCAGCCAGCGGAGGCUAUUACGGCUACAAUCCCGCUUCAUCACCCACAUUCACUUCACCCUCCAUCCCAGCCAUCCCAACAUCCUCAACCGAUCCCACCUCCGCCCCCUUCCGCCUCUCACUCCUUCCCUCCCGCUACUCCCUCCUCACAUACAUCAUGCGCGUCUACUUCAAUCUCUCACCCCCCUCCCCCUUCAUAUCUGCUCGUGGUCUCACAACCAAUUUUCGCGACUCCGCAUGCAUAUUCUCCAUCUCCUCAUCCGGCCUACUUUCCUGUUCCGGUUCCUCAUCGUCAUCUUCUCAUUCUCACUCCGGAAAUCCCGACACAAACACGAGAUAUUUUGGAGAAGAAUUCGCACGCGUGUGGGAUUCUGGAUAUACGGUUUUACAGACACGGAAUUCGUUGAGGGAUAUGCGAGGUAAGGAUUUGAAUGGCUCGUUGGUGGUGGACUCGACGAGUGAGUAUCCGUAUGGGAAUUUGUUGAAGUUGAGAAAUGGGGAGUUUAUUGGGAAUGAUAACCAAGCCCGUUUCUGCGCUCAAAUAUCAUCUCCAAUUCCUCCAACCUAUGGAUCACCAAACCCAUACGCAACGCAAAGCCAAACCGAUGCGUUUUUGGAAGGAAGUCCAGUUCGUGCAUAUAUUAAUGGGACGCAGGGAUUACCUACAGAUUGUCAAGAGGUGAAAUUGGUGAUUGAAUGGGUUGAUGGGGGUGCUUAG
Messenger RNA from Botrytis porri, 2787 nucleotides. RefSeq lists its product as uncharacterized. NCBI's taxonomy places the organism in Eukaryota, Fungi, Ascomycota, Leotiomycetes, Helotiales, Sclerotiniaceae. The transcript has 5 exons. The record is from RefSeq and is a predicted model, not a curated record. The coding region runs from base 1 to 2787 and encodes 928 amino acids.